Trematosphaeria pertusa is the source of this 1687-nucleotide messenger RNA. RefSeq lists its product as uncharacterized. NCBI's taxonomy places the organism in Eukaryota, Fungi, Ascomycota, Dothideomycetes, Pleosporales, Trematosphaeriaceae. The coding region runs from base 152 to 1687 and encodes 511 amino acids. The transcript has 2 exons. The record is from RefSeq and is a predicted model, not a curated record.
UUUGGAAGCGUCGCUUGGUCUACUUCGCUCGCAGCGCUGCGAGCUACGAGGCUGUGCAAGUGCGGCCGCUAUGCAAAGUCUAUGCAUACAUCCCCAACGUAUAAGGCCACAAGGUAGCGCCAGCAUCGUGCCACACGCUUGUUGUUCCUGAAUGUCACCGUCCAACUUCGUCUCCGGUGCGAACACUUUUCGACUCGACUUCACUACGAGACUUAACCCACUUGAAGGCUAUAUAUAUUUCGUCAACAUGCCACCUGCGGGCUCGUACGGAAUUUGGAAUUUCUUUUCUGCUACACCGGAGGCGGGGAGAGUGUUCGAACCACCGCAGCCCGUGCCGAUUCAGCCAAAGGUACUAGAUGAGAGGCCAGUGGAUCAACAGAUGCAGAGCCCGUUGCUGGGGAUGCUGCCCGCGGAGAUUAGGAAUGAGAUUUAUGGUUGGGUGUUUAGAUAUAUGGGGGUCGAGGAGAUGGACGAGGCGGAUGAGGAAGAUGAGGAAGAUGAAGGAAAGGAGACAGAGCCAACUGGACACUCAGAGGACGGAGAUCCAGACGAAGCAAAAGAAGAGACAACACCCACCGCGAAGACUCCAAACUCACCACCAACCAAGCCGAAGCCGAAGCAGAAGCAGAAGCAGAAACCCACCCAGCCUCUCUCCCUCCUCCUCAGCUGCCGCAAAAUCCGAUUCGAAGCCACCCUCCUCGCCUUCUCAACCCGCACAUUCAUAACCCGCAGCACCUCCCCUCAAACCUUCCACGCCCUGCGGGCACGCACAAGCAUCCUCUCCAGCGCACAACUCUCCGCUAUAACAUCCCUCGCGUACGAUCUUAGCGAAGCAGAAACGUACUACUUCCACCGCGGAACGCCCUUCAUCGCGAAUUCCCUAAUUCUCUUCUCGGGGCUGAAGAAUCUCGAGUUACGCAUUAAAAAGGGGAAGCCGGUGGAGAGAAACGCUGUGCACGCGCAGACCCCAUGGCCCGCUUACGAGGGUGGACUGAAGGAGAGAAGGGUGCCGAGCUGGCUGCUGACGACGGUGCAGAACGUAGUUAAGGGAAGGGAGUAUGCGUGGCAAAAGGGUGAGAAGUGGAGCGUGUUGUGGCCGCAGGAGAGAACGGCUUGUUUUCUAGAAGAAAUGCUCGGGCAAGGACGCCCGGAAAUGGCGCGGGAGGCUGUAGCUGAGGCGAUGCAGGGGAUUGACGGCGUAGAGCCGUGCGCUUGUGCGUGCGGGGAACCGAGUUGGAUGAUGUGCGAGAUGCUGCAGGAGACGGGCCGACGUGUGCGUCUGCAAGUGCUUUACUAUGGGUCCGUGGAUCUCGACCGCUUCCGCGAGCUGCAGCGGCAUCGCGUUAGACUCGAGCCCGGCGCGGAGCCACUUCCCCUAACCAUGCUGCCGAAUGCCAACGCUCUGGGUUUUGGAUGGGACGGCGAGGCGGAGUACUGGGAGGGCUUUCGACGGAGUACGGAGGGGUUUACGGGGUUGUUGGAGAGGUUGGGUUGGGUGGGGAAGAGAGACGGACGGGGCAAGGGGCUGCCGGUUGUGCUGGAGCCGGGAGGCAAUGGAUGGCCUGUUAGUAGGAGGGAGGGCGAGGAUGCGUUUGCAUGGGAUGUGGAUGAGAGGUAUUGGAUGGAGUUGAGGGCGAGGAAUGGGGAUUUGGGGGCUAUAUGGGGGGUGCUUUGGAGGAGUGCUUAA